CACUGGCGCUGGAGCACAAUGGCUGUCGCCUGUCAUCGUUAGCAGCCCCAGCCACUGAAGCUGCCAAAGCGUUUGUUUAUUUCCCAUUUUCCGGCGGUUUUCGCGAAUUUUCCGGGAAAUCGGGCCUCACCCGUCGCUAGUGAGGGCGAGCCGUGGCUACGCCCCCUUUGGAUCGGCGCCCUGAGCCCCGAUGCUCUAACCAACAAUUCCUCAACAUUGCAAGACUCCUCUGGGAGUUCCGGUGUCGCGUGUGGUUUCAGGCGGGUGAACGAUGGCUGAGGAUGGGAUCGAGUGGCUGAAGGAGAUCCUGCUGGACGUGCAGUUGGGCCAGUUUCUGGUGCCCCUCAGGGACGAUUUGCUGGUCACGCGAUUGGAGCAUUUCGAGUUCGUUAAGCCGGAGGAUUUGGAGAAUAUCGGCUUGAGCAAGCCGGGCGCCCGACGCCUCCUGGAGGCGGUGAAGAAGAAGCGGGCGCACCAGCGGAAGCGGAACCUCAUCAACAAGCUGAUUCCGGCCUCGAGCCGAUCGAGCACCUCCAAACGAAGCGACGACGGUUUGUCGAUCAGCGAUUUCACCUCCUGCUUGAUCCAGGAGAGCAACAUCACGCUCAGCGUCAAGCUGGGCGAUGGCAGCUUCGGCGUGGUCAAACGAGGCGAAUGGGCCAGUCCUGCAGGCAAAUCAAUUCCCGUGGCUGUUAAGGUGCUGAAAGCGGACACUUUGAAUCAACCGGGCGUGUUCGAGGACUUCAUCAAAGAAGUGCAAGCGAUGCACUGUUUGAGCCACCAGAACCUGGUCAGGUUGUACGGCGUAGUGCUGUCGCAGCCGAUGAUGAUGGUGACUGAGUUGGCGCAGCUCGGCUCCCUGCUGGACUUUCUGCGCAAACAGUGCCAACACACGGCAGUGCCGAUGCUGUGCGAGUACGCCACCCAAGUGGCCAAUGGGAUGGCGUAUUUGGAAACCAAACGGUUCCUGCAUCGGGAUUUGGCCUGUCGCAAUGUCCUGCUGGCCGCUGUUGAUAAGUGAACGGUUCGCUGCGCCAUUUGUCCGCCGAGCGGCAGUUCAGCUACCGCAAGCUGAAGAACCCGGAGGGCGGCACUGAGGAGAGACCGCUGCGCCCGCCGCAGCCCAUUUUAGUGGAUGUGGCGCCCCCUGAGCUCGAUCUCGUCUUACGACGCCCCGAACUCGCCAAUGCGAUCAGUUUACUGGACGAACCCAUCGAUGUGCCGCAAGAGGACGCUUUUGAAGUGACAGCGGCGGACGUCAUUCCGCCACCCUACCAGCACCCGCCCGCCUACUGCAACCUGGACGACCCGUUUGACACAUCCGCAGUCCUCCCGAGCCGCCCUCUGUACUCACGCAUAGCCGCCCCCAGUCUGAGCCUGGAAAGGGAAAUCAUGGAGAAAAUCCAGCAGUACGGCGCCCCCAAGAACCACGUGAUGAGCGACAUUGCCAAUAGGGGCGUGAACUUGCCGCCCUCCACCACUGCGGGGGCGUUGCCCGCGCAGGGCCCCGCCCCCGAUGUGGGCGUGGUCGCCAACAAUCUGGCGCUGAUCAGGUUCGAGGACGCCGCCCCCACUCCCGGUCUGGACAGGGCGUUCCUGGACAAUCUGGAAACGGUGGCAACCGCGCCCGAGGUGAAGCGAGUCAACGAAAGUUCCUACGCGAACCUGACGAACCUCUACGCCAAGGGCAGCAGCGACCUGUACGCGAAAGUUUCGGACAACAAUUCGGCGCGCCAUCAUCAGGCCGACACCAAAGCGAUCGUGAACAAGAUCUGGUUCGAUUCGAACAGUGUGGCGGAACCGGCCAAACGCAACGAAAUCUACGUGGUGAAUUCGGAAUUUGGCGAGUUUAAGAGCAACCGGCGCUACGACUCGGUUUACCAAUCGGUAAGCGAGUUUGGCGACCCCAAAGCCUGCAACCUGUACAACAAUGCGCAGCCAAUCGAACAGAGCUACGCGCAGCAUGAGGCCGCCCCUGGGCGGCUCUACAGCGACGGGGGCGCCGCCCUCUAUCAGGAGAUACCCGACAAUGUGUACAGUCAGGUGCCGGAGGAGGAGCUGCGCCCGCAUCGGCCCGCCCCCACCAAGCCGGCGCUCCUGGGCCAGCCAAUCAGCAUGCAGCAGAUUCAGCGCAAGAUCCAACAGGGCCAACUGAGCGCGGACGCUGAACGGCUGAUGACUCCCGAGUAUCGCAACAGUAAAAUCGGCCAAGUGAGGGAGUGCUGCCCCGAUUGCAGCGCCGACGAAUGUAUGACGGCCCUCCAACAAACCGGCUGGGACGUCGCUUUGGCCCUCAAAAGCCUCAAAAUCGCAGCCCUAUUAAAGUUAGGAUUGGCCGAUCGUACGGGCUGCGAGAUGGCGCUGCAGCGCAGCAACUGGAACCUCGAAUUGGCGGCGUCGGCCAUUUUGGACACGUGACAGCCCUGCAGGGCAUGCGCUGCUUGAACUGUGAUAUGGCUUGAGGAGUUUCAGUCUGUAUUAUGUUUUUUUUCGUUCGUUUUAAUCGUUUACUCACGUUGAAUUUACAAUGUUAGGUUAGGAAAUGUUCUAGUUGGUGGCGCCCUCUGGGCCCGCGUGUUCUUUUGGCUCUCUAAUUUAUUACGUUCUGGUAUUCGAAAAAUGAGUAUUUGCGGCGAAACUUGCCCAGUGAUUUUAGUCUAGAUUUUUUCAAAUAUACUAUUUGACCACCA
Molecule: messenger RNA, 2690 nt
Organism: Dendroctonus ponderosae (mountain pine beetle)
Lineage: Eukaryota; Metazoa; Arthropoda; Insecta; Coleoptera; Curculionidae
Gene: Ack
Product: activated Cdc42 kinase Ack
Biological process (GO): protein phosphorylation
Molecular function (GO): ATP binding; protein tyrosine kinase activity; protein binding
Source: RefSeq, a predicted model, not a curated record